Messenger RNA from Styela clava, 1108 nucleotides. RefSeq names its product phosducin-like protein 3. Gene Ontology annotation, biological process: protein folding. Lineage: Eukaryota; Metazoa; Chordata; Ascidiacea; Stolidobranchia; Styelidae. The record is from RefSeq and is a predicted model, not a curated record. Gene Ontology annotation, cellular component: cytoplasm.
CCUUAUGUUUUUCCAGAUAUACUUACGCUAUACUUGAAAAAAUAUCUUUCAACAACUAGUAAACGUCAGACUUAACAACAAAGUAUGCAGGACCCUAAUGCAGAUACUGAAUGGAAUGACAUUCUUCGAAGAAAGGGAAUUUUACCAAAGAAGGAAAAACCUGUUGUUGAAGAAGAAGAAAUACCUGAAGAUGAUGGUAAAAAAUACGAGGAUAUGACCCUUGAUGAACUCGAUGAAUUUGAAGAUGAGGAAGACGAAAGAGUAAUGGAAAUGUACAGACAGAAAAGAAUAGCAGAAAUCAAAGCUUUACACAGUAAAAAUAAAUUCGGAGAUGUCAGAGAAAUAAGUGCAAUUGAUUAUGUACAAGAGGUCAAUAAAGCUGGUGAAGGAAUAUGGGUCGUUCUACAUUUAUAUAAGCAAGGAAUACCUCUUUGUUCACUGAUCAACCAGUAUCUCAGACAACUCGCUGCUAAAUUUCCACAUGUAAAGUUCCUGAAUAGUGUCUCUACAACUUGUAUACCAAAUUAUCCAGAUAAAAACUUACCAACAAUAUUUAUUUAUCGAAACAAUGAUUUAAAAGAAAGCUGGAUUGGACCAGGAAAUUUUGGUGGAAUGAAUUUGAAAGUCGAUGAACUUGAAUGGAAACUUCACAAAGCUGGGGUUGUGGAAACUACCUUGGAAGAAGACCCAAAACCUAAAGUUCAUGAUAUGAUGAUGUCAUCAAUUCGGUGUUCAACAAAUCAUACCAAGAAUGACGAUGACAGUUCAGAUGAAGAUUAUUGAUGUUGGAAAGGCAUUAUUAACAAUGUUUACUGGACACCAGAGCCCCCUGCAGUGCAAAAGUGCUCGAGCCACCACCCAUGAUGCCACAAUUGUGGAGCAGAAAUGCAUCUAAUUUUUGUCAUUUAGAUCCCAAUAUUGUUUUCAGUGAUUGUGUUUUCAUUCUCGAGCGAUCUAUAUGUAUAUUCACACUUUAUACUCUUUCAAAACAGGUUUGACUUGCUCUGCAAUCAAUUACCGAAGUGAUUGCAAGCUCUCAGAUUGCUAUCCUAUUAUCUAUAUCCUUGUUUUCGUAUCAUGAAUGAAAUAAACAGAUUCAAGACUUUUC